Molecule: messenger RNA, 597 nt
Organism: Laccaria bicolor S238N-H82
Lineage: Eukaryota; Fungi; Basidiomycota; Agaricomycetes; Agaricales; Hydnangiaceae
Exons: 4
Coding region: 1-597 (198 amino acids)
Molecular function (GO): transmembrane monodehydroascorbate reductase activity
Source: RefSeq, a predicted model, not a curated record
AUGUCCAGCAUCACUUUCCCUCUCAAUGAUAUAGAACGUCAUGCUCGAAAUCAUGCCGUUCUCUGCACAACGGGGUUUCUGGUCUUACUCCCAGUCGGUGUGCUGGUAGCCCGAUACACGAGGACUUACACGAAAAGGUGGUGGACUGCGCACUGGAUCAUCCAGUUCCUCAUUUCUGGUCCUGUCAUAUUCGCAGGUUGGGCAUUGGGGUACAAAACGACAGCUCAGCUUGAGCUAGGUCACUUCCGGGAUCACCACGAGAAGAUUGGCUUGUCGCUCUUGUUACUCUACCUCGCGCAAAUCCUCCUUGGUGUUAUCGUCCAUUUUUUCAAAUUCCCAUCUACUUUCCCAGGCCGUGCUCCGCACAACUACAUUCACGUACUCCUUGGCCUUGCAAUAAUUGCUCUCGCACAAUAUCAGGUACACUAUGGUUUAUUCAUUGAAUGGCCUACCGCAACGGGUGGGCUACAUCAAGUUCCAUCAUCAGCUAAACACGCCUGGCUAGCGUUACUCGUUCUCGUAGAAAAUGACCGCUACUUCACAGCCUGUACAGAUAACGCUACAUUUACUACUCGAGUCGUAAUUGCUACAGUAUAA